UGCCCUCCUGCCCGUCUCCUAGGCCACUAAACCCAGCUGUCCCCUGGAGUAAAGUUGCAGGCACUGCAGAGCCAGUGAGAGCCACCACCUCAGGGACAGCUAUGGCCCGAGGGGCGACUACACCGCUGCUGCUCCUGCUCAUGUGGGGAGUCGCGGUGUGGACCGCGCGGCCCAGGACGCAGCCGCGGACGGAGUUUCUCAACGUCUGCAUGGACGCCAAGCACCACAAGGAAAAGCCGGGCCCCGAGGAUAAGCUGCACCAGCAGUGCAGUCCCUGGAAGAAAAAUGCCUGCUGCUCCGUCAACACCAGCCAGGAAGCCCACCAGGAUACUUCCUACCUGUAUAGAUUCAACUGGAACCACUGUCCCGUCAAGAUGACACCAGAGUGCAAGCGGCACUUCAUCCAGGACACCUGCCUGUAUGAGUGCUCCCCCAACCUGGGGCCCUGGAUCCAGCCGAUCGACCAGAGCUGGCGCAAAGAGAGGAUCGUGGACGUGCCGCUGUGCAAGGAGGACUGCGAGCGCUGGUGGGAGGACUGUCGCACCUCCUACACCUGCAAGAGCAACUGGCACAAGGGCUGGAACUGGACCUCAGGCUCUAACCAAUGCCCAGUGCAGGCCGCUUGCCACCCCUUCGACUUCUACUUCCCCACCCCGGCUGCCCUGUGCAAUGAAAUCUGGAGUCAUUCCUACAAGAUGAGCAACUACAGCCGAGGCAGUGGCCGCUGCAUCCAGAUGUGGUUUGACCCAGAGCAGGGCAACCCCAACGAGGAGGUGGCCAGGUUCUACGCGGAGGCCAUGAGCGGCGCUGAGCUCAGCAGGGCCCCUCUUCUCUUCUUGCUUGGCCCUGCCCUGACGCUGCUCUGGCUGCUUCUCUGAGCUCCCGGCGCCUUCAGACCUGGACAGCCCUGCCCCAUCCCUCCACCCGCAGCUCUCAGCCCUUCAGCUCUAGAGCCACGCGUGGAUCAGCCUUGUGAAUAAACC
Molecule: messenger RNA, 983 nt
Organism: Sorex araneus (European shrew)
Lineage: Eukaryota; Metazoa; Chordata; Mammalia; Eulipotyphla; Soricidae
Gene: FOLR1
Product: folate receptor alpha
Exons: 4
Coding region: 102-878 (258 amino acids)
Biological process (GO): cell adhesion; fusion of sperm to egg plasma membrane involved in single fertilization; sperm-egg recognition
Cellular component (GO): external side of plasma membrane
Molecular function (GO): signaling receptor activity
Source: RefSeq, a predicted model, not a curated record